Sciurus carolinensis (gray squirrel) is the source of this 4803-nucleotide messenger RNA. It is a transcript of the gene Parm1, whose product is annotated as prostate androgen-regulated mucin-like protein 1. The coding region runs from base 244 to 1155 and encodes 303 amino acids. The transcript has 4 exons. Gene Ontology annotation, cellular component: plasma membrane; Golgi apparatus; late endosome. The record is from RefSeq and is a predicted model, not a curated record. Lineage: Eukaryota; Metazoa; Chordata; Mammalia; Rodentia; Sciuridae.
GGAUGGAGCAGAAGUGCGCUGGGCGCCGGAGGGCACGCAGCUGACUGAGCCGCGCCGCGUUCGCCUCGCCCCGCCGCCUGCCACCGGAGCUGCCCCAGCCUAACGCGCCCAGCCGUCUGCACUUCCCGGCUCCUACUGCAGUCCACCGGGCAGAAAAGGAGCCUCCCGCGCUCGGAGCGCUCGAUCGGCCCCAGCAAACUCCUUGCCGCCCGCCCCAGGCUCGGCACCGAGCACCGGGAUAUCAUGGUCUGCAAGACUCUCAUCGCUCUGUGCAUCUUCACCGCAGGAUUGAGGGUCCAGAGCCUGCCUACGUCAACCUCCUUGCCUGUUUCUCUUCCGGCAAAAAUUACCCCAUCGGCCUCCGCCUCCACCUGGAACAGCUCUGCACAGAACCCGGCGGCCCUCACUGCGUCCUCAGCCAGCAGCAUUCACAAUACCUCGGUACUCCCAGUCACAGCAUCAGCUCCGACAUCUUCACUGCCCAAUCAUGUGUCCCUUGAACCCAGAGAAGCGGCAAUCACCAGCCCAGCCUCGAAAUGGGAAGGCACAAACCCAGACCCCUCACUUCCUGGAUUCUCAUCAACCAGCAGUGUGGUACACUUGACACCCACACCCAACGAGCACAACGCCAGCAGUCCUGAAGUAGGCAUGCCAGCUGCAGGGUCACAGGCCCCUACACCCAUCACCCCUCAAGCUCCGGCAUCUUCACCCUCCUCCUCCUCAUCGUCAGCCUCACCUCCUGAGGUUCCCUCUAUCACCUCCAACCACAGCACCACUGUGACCAGCACCCAGCCCACAGAAGCUUCAGCUGCACCAGAGUCCCCAACAGAGGAGCACAGCUCUGGUCACACAACCACUUCCCGGGUCACAGCCGUGCCAGUGCCCAAGGAUAAAACACAGCAGGAAACUGAGCCAGACACAGUGAUAUGCGAGUCUGAGACCACCACCACUUUUCUGAUCAUGCAGGAGGUGGAACACGCAUUAAGUUCAGGCAGCAUUGCCGCCAUUACGGUGACCGUCAUUGCUGUGGUGUUGUUGGUGUUUGGGGUUGCAGCAUAUCUGAAGAUCAGGCAUUCCUCCUAUGGAAGGCUUUUGGAUGACCAUGACUACGGGUCCUGGGGAAACUACAACAACCCUCUCUAUGACGACUCCUAACAAAGGACUGUGGCCUGGGCUGAGGAAUAACUGUUCUUUAUUUAUAAGUGCUUAUCCAGUAGAAUUCAUAACAAGUACCUGACGCGCAUUGAAUGACAAUCUUAAACCCUGUUUUGUUGGUAUGGUUGUUUUUGUUUUUAAUCCCUCUCCUCUGGCUGCUACAACUUCCCCUUUUUGGUACAAAAGAACCAUGAUUCAAAGGUGAGUGGAGGUCAGUUUGCCACCACAAUGGGCCAGUCUUGCACUGGCCAGGUCAGACCACCAUGGCGGAGGCUUCAGCACCACUGAGGACCUACUUCAAGAAGGAUGAAGGAAGAGGGAGUGAGUUGUUUUGCUGGGGGUUUUUUUAGGGGAACUUUUUGUUUUGAUGAUUUCUUUACCUUCUUUAUAGGAAAUUACAUUAACUAUCAACGUGGAGAAAGAAGUCCUAGGAGGAUUUCACCCUGAUGUGAAGAAGCAGGGGUUUCUCCAAUUCCUUUUUAGUCUCUCUAUUUCUGGUUGUCUCUGACAGGAUGCCUGCUUAGCUCUACAAGCUGGCUAGCUGAUUCUUAGCUGCCUAAUUAAUGAAAGAAGAAAAUGGAACGUUCCCCAGAGGAGGUCAGGGGGCCUACAGGAAAAGUAGCAAGCAGGCUGCUGUUGAAUCUCAGCAUGCCCUCUACCUGUUUUCUUCCAGGUGGCCCAAAUGCACCUGGGAUGCCAGCUCACAGACUUUAAGCAGAGAUGUGUUCCAAAAGAGAAGGCUAUGAGAUAUGCUUAGUUAAAGGGAAAGGAGAGGCAUGGGGCGGGGGAACCAGCAUCAUUGAGGACCUCGUUGGGACAAGUGGUAAUCAAGUCUCAAUAACUGUCAGAAAUACCCACUAAGGCUUGGAGGAGUCCAUAUAAUCCUUGCUUCAUGCCCAUAAAGCAAUUGGUUCAUUGCCUUACUGUCUUUUAGAUAACGACUGCAAACUUUUCAAAAAUAAAAAAAAAAGAGGCACUAGUCUGUCCACAGUUGCAUUAUGAGGCAUUUCCGUAGGAAACAGACACUACAAAUAAUUCAUUUAUUCUCCAUACACUUACCUUAUUCCUUCUUCCCUUUAAUAUGAGCAUACACCCUUGGGUAUCUAGUCUUAAAAUUCUGCUCAACAAAUUUGGAGAAACAAUGUUCAUCUCUGAAAGUACCAUUUCAAUCAUUCUCAACCAACAGGUGACUUUGCCUCCCCACCUGGGGACAUUUGAAAAUAUCUGGUGACAUUUUUGAUUGCCAGGCUUUGGGAAUACCACCAGUGGGUAGAGGCCAGGGACACUGCUAAACAUCCUACUGGGCACAGGACAACCCUCUACAACAAAGAAUGAUCUGACACAAAACAUCAGUAGUGCUGUGAUUGAGAAGCCCUGAUGUAUUAAAAUCGCCCCUGUGAAGGAAGGAGACACAGAUUAGUAAUACUUUUUUAUUUUCAACAAAAUGAAGCAAGGUCUCAUUUUUAUCCUGUUUUUGUCUGGUGGCUGAUAGGUUGUUUCUCGGCAUGAUGGUUACCUUUUUAUUCCUUUGUGUUUUGAGAGAGUUUAUUUCAGGGCUCCACCUGUGUCUUCCUCUAACUCUGAGAUUAGCCAUCGGCAUCUUGUGUCCUGAUUUCCUGUAGUAGAAAGCAUGCAUUUCAAAAUGUGCCAUUCCCUAACAUCAUAGCGAACUCGAACCUGCAUUGGUUUAGAUUUCUAAACAUGAAACUUGACACCACGGCUCUGUUUAGGAAAACCACUAUUGCUGUGCUUUUCUGAACCCCUGGUGCCAGAGACCAGGAGCAGUACCACUUCUCACAACCUACUCUCUGAAAAAAAAAAAAUCUGUUCCUGAACUCCUUAGGUGCCAAAGGGGUGACCCUCAGAGGUCUUCUAUGACCAGACUCAGCAAUGAAGAUUAAGCUUCCUGGAAUUAAGAUGUCUCUGAACAUUAACCAUAAAAGAAAAAAAGACAUGGACCUUCUCAAAAAAAUGACAAAGAAUGGCCAAGAGUAUCCCCUCUGACUGUGUUUGGCCUGAAUAAUUAUCCCUCUCCUCACUUCCAGUCCCUUGGCAGGGCUUUCAAAAACCAAACUUCCAUUUUUUUUUCCCCUCUCAGCCAAAAACAUUUUGACCCAAUGUCCAUGAAACACCUUUGGAGAAGUACACUUCUGGACCUUGCUUUUGUCAUAUGCACUGGGUCAGAGGCACCAGCCUCUUCCCUGGCACCCUGGCCUUUUAUAAGUCGCUGAAGCAGCAAGCGUUUUUCCAUACUGAAGGCUGCUGUUAGGCAAGAAGAGCACCUGCACAAUUAACUGAUUACUUCCAAAUGCUUCUAGCAAAGAGAGGGAUCUGGGCCUAAAGCAGAUGAAUUCAGCAAGGUGACAACUUCCCAUUUAAACCGAAUACUCAUUGUGACAUGCCUAAGGGUGGGAACUUAUUUUGUCAAAUGUAUAUUUUUUUUGUUUUUGAAUUGGUCAAGAUAUUUUAGCAAGUUUAUUCUACAAAUAUUAUUUAAAAUGAACACACACACACACACAUACACACAUCUGAAAUAAAGGCCAAUAACUGAUGUCCUCAGGGAGAGUCUGUUCAGAUCCAUUCAAGGGACGUGGCCCCAGUAGAUCUUGCACAACCACAUCCCAUCCCUGGGUAGGACUGGUCCUAAUGCUUUAAAGAGAAUGUCGGAGCAGGAGGGAGAUAAGCAGCCUCUCCUCAAUGGAUUGCAAAUGAUUAAAGAGUGUGAUUCAACUUGGGUUUUUGCUUUUUUUUUCCUGUAGCCCUGAUGAAAUGUCCUGCCCUCUCUGCACGUACGCGUCUUGUUUCUGAAAUGGGGUUGAUGUUUUCAUAUUGACCUCACCCCAUACUACCUCACAGAUGUGUUGUGAGGAUCAAUGAAAUCAUGUCUACAGUGUUUUCAGUUUCUGGAGAAAAAAUAUUUAUCGACAUUUUAAGUAUUACAUAGAUAUAUAAGUGAUCUCAGUUUCUUGUUUGCUGUUAUACUGGUGUGUUGUUUUUACUUAUUCUCUAAAACUGCAAUUAUGUCAUAGCCACAUCAGACAGUGAUUAUAGCUCUGCUACCCCCAUGCAGCUGACAGAUAGCAGGGUUAACUGUGCCUGGGACCAAAAUGAUGGUUUUCAGCUCUAAAGGAAAGGAUGGCCCAGGACAUAGGUCUCACAGACUGGAAUCUGGAUCCAGGAGGUUAGGGAACAGAGUAUAGACCUCUGUCCUUCACUAUCCUGAGAUCUUCUGAUAUCUUUGUGGGGUUGAUUGUGGUUUGAUGUCAUCUGUUUGCUCGUCAUCUUGCUUGCAGAGGUGCAUGGUUUAAUCCCUUGCAUCUGGGAAAUGAAUUUUGCAACUGGGCCAGAUGCUAAUUUGCACGUUGAUUCGCCUUCUUUGCCUUUGCCCUUUUUUUUUUUUUCCCCUGGAGGGGAGGGCAAAUGAAUGUACCAUUUCAGCUUUGAUUUUGAAAGUGCUAGUUGGUAUUGGUAUUAGUGCUAACCAAGAGUACAUUACCAGAUUUCUUUCUUGGGGUAAGUUAAACCACAUAAUUGAAAGAUGGAAAGAUGUGCAACUUCUUUGAUAUUUGAUGUCAUUGUAUCUACAUUUGAUGUAAGACAUAUUGCAUACCAAUUAUAAUUAUAUCAAUUAAAGUUGUUAAAAGCUUG